Molecule: messenger RNA, 3124 nt
Organism: Eptesicus fuscus (big brown bat)
Lineage: Eukaryota; Metazoa; Chordata; Mammalia; Chiroptera; Vespertilionidae
Gene: UBE2K
Product: ubiquitin conjugating enzyme E2 K
Exons: 7
Coding region: 202-804 (200 amino acids)
Biological process (GO): protein polyubiquitination; proteasome-mediated ubiquitin-dependent protein catabolic process
Cellular component (GO): nucleus
Molecular function (GO): ubiquitin conjugating enzyme activity; protein binding
Source: RefSeq, a predicted model, not a curated record
GGCCCCGGCGCCAUUUUGGUGGCCCGGCGCGGUGGUGAUUCCACACUGAAGAGAGCGCGGCGGCCGGGGUGGCAGUGGCAGCGUUCGUGGGCUCGGGUGUGAAUCGCCGAGGGAGGAGGCGGUGGAGGAAGAGGUGGCGGCGGUGGCGGUGGUCGUAGCGGUGGCGGAGGAGGCGGGUACGAGUCAGCUGCGGGCGGAGACAUGGCCAACAUCGCGGUGCAGCGAAUCAAGCGGGAGUUCAAGGAGGUGCUGAAGAGCGAGGAGACGAGCAAAAAUCAAAUUAAAGUAGAUCUUGUAGAUGAGAAUUUUACAGAAUUAAGAGGAGAAAUAGCAGGACCUCCAGACACACCAUAUGAAGGAGGAAGAUAUCAACUAGAGAUAAAAAUACCAGAAACAUAUCCAUUUAAUCCCCCUAAGGUCCGGUUUAUCACUAAAAUAUGGCAUCCUAAUAUUAGUUCUGUGACAGGGGCUAUUUGUUUGGAUAUCCUGAAAGAUCAAUGGGCAGCAGCAAUGACUCUCCGCACGGUAUUAUUGUCAUUGCAAGCACUAUUGGCAGCUGCAGAACCAGAUGAUCCACAGGAUGCAGUAGUAGCAAAUCAGUACAAGCAAAAUCCUGAAAUGUUCAAACAGACAGCUCGACUCUGGGCACAUGUGUAUGCUGGAGCACCAGUUUCUAGUCCAGAAUACACCAAAAAAAUAGAAAACCUAUGUGCUAUGGGCUUUGAUAGGAAUGCUGUAAUAGUGGCCUUGUCUUCAAAAUCAUGGGAUGUAGAGACUGCAACAGAAUUGCUUCUGAGUAACUGAGGCAUAAUGAGAGAGCUGCUGAUAUAGUCAAGCUUGCCCCUUCUUGAGGAGCCUCAACAUCUGUUAUUUUUAGGAUUCUGCAUAGAUUUCUUUUAAACUGGCAUUCUUGCCUAAUGAUGUUAUCUAGGCACCAUUGGAGACUGAAAAAAAACAUCCCUGCUCUGUAAAUAAAGCUAAUUAAACGUCUGUGUAAAUUUAAAAAGGGGAAAUACUUUAAUUUUUUUUCUUAAUAGUGUAAAAAUUCUUUGAGCUAAGCGAAACCAUGGAAAAAACAUGCUACUUUAGUAUUUAGCAAUGUACCAGAAUAGCAAGAGUUUGCUUCAGGGUUUUGUUGAAUAAUUAAGGUAAUAUUUUGAGUGUGUCAGGACCAUUCAAAUUGUUGGUGUUGCAUCACAGCUACCUUAACUGUUUUUAACAUGGAUCCUCUGUGCCUGUGAAUUUACUUGCAUGCUUGUACUUGACUUCUUAAGAUGGGUAGCUGAAAAGACCACCAUUUUAAGCAUUUGAGAAUUCUUAAACUUGAGAUUUAUCUAGAAUGAAGAUGGUGACCUCUUCAGAGCCUUUUUUGUCCUGGUCAGCAGACUGGGCCACUAUAUUUAUUUUUCCUCUCUUACCACACACAGCUAAUACCCUAAUAGUAAGUUCUCUGGGAAAUGUGCUGAAGGACAGUAUCCCUUGCUUCAUUUUUUUUAGGUUGUCCAUAUGGAAUGUUAUGUCACAGUUCUUUACUCUUAAAAACGUUCCUAUGUUAAGUAAUAAUGUAAAGAUGGAGCUGCCAAUUUUGUUUCUCUUGCAAAAUCAGUAAAUACUUGAUGUUGCAGUAUUCCCAAGAUUUAAUAAUAAAAGAACCCAACUUAGUUUUUCAAGUGAAUUUGACAUCUAUUUUUAAGCUAAUGAAGUUUUUCUUUGAGAACUCGAAAAGAUGAAAUAAACCAACUGCAGUUUUUUAGCCUAAUUUUGGCUUUAUAGAGAUUGCUUUAUCAGAUACUUUAAAAGUCACUCUUGCUUGCAUUUCCCCCUAUUUACCCAUGAAAGCUGUGUUGGUGUUUAAUUGUACAUACUUCAGAUGCACAUAGGAAUAGAAAUGUGUUAUAAAUCUAGCUUUCUUUAUGAUGUUUCUGAUAAUACGAAAAUUGAAAACUUUACCUUCUCUUGUACAUAUAGUCAGACUUUCUGUGUAUUAAACUUACAUUUCAUUCUAAAUUCUAAAGUUUGAAAAUUUUUAGUUUUGCAAGUUCAAACACUAAUGUGACCAUUUUAUGAAGGUUGAAAUGGAUUUAUGCAGGCAGUUCUAUGCAUAGAAACACAGUUCUUACUAAAUUUUCAGGACAGUGCAAAUAAUAAAAAUGUAAUGGAAUUGGAAUUAAUUAAAGCAAGGCUGUAUAUUGAAAGUCCUAUUAUAAAAGGUUUGCUUUCUUCAAGUGUUAUUUAUCCUAAAUUAUAAUUGUUAAGUGUUUGAAAAAUAAUUUUAAACCAUAAAUUCAGCAUAAUUUCAUUGACGUCUCAAUAAUCUUAGAAGCAAUAAAAGAACCAUUGUUAAAUAUAUUGUAACGUUAAAGAUGUGAAGGUUCUUCCAAAAACUUGUAAGGUUUUCCUAAUCAAUAGUAAACUCUAGUAGUAGAUAUUAUUGCAUACUAAACACAAGUUGCUAUGUUUUUUUUCCUUAUAUGUUUGCUUAAGCAUAAAUUUCUUUAUACAAUCACCUCCUUUAAUUGUUGUAGUUUAGUUUCUUUCUAAAGAUGCCAAAGGAAACAAGAUUUUUCUUUAUUUAUUUUAAAUAACUAAUACCUUGUACUUUUCUUUAUAUUUUGAAGUAAGGUUGGAAUUAUGUGAAAAUGUGGACAGUUUUGUUGCAUUGUUGGUUAGAAUUUUUUUUAAGUGUAGGGCAGCUUGGUAAUAUAUUUGGAUUAUUUUAAAUAUCAAACAUCUACCCAGUUUACUAUUUGCCUAUAUUUUCAGGGUAUAUUUAAUUGUCCUGUGGUUAGACAAAGGAGAGAGCUCAGAGGUUACUAAAUGUCAAGCAUUACUUAGCUCUGGGAGGCAGCUAUACCUUGCCUUUGGUUUUUAUGCACAUUAGCCCAUAGGGUAUCUAUUCAUCUAACUAUAAUUCAACAUCCCAGUGCCCAGGAAAUUGAAAAGUAAAAUAUUUGGUUUGAGAGGUUUUCCAUAAUGGAUUUUUUCAUUUCAAAAUUUAUUUACCUCAUUUUCAUUUAAUGUGAUAAUUCUCCUUUCUGGAACACUGUCAUCCUAUUUUGUUUUUUCAUAUUUCUCUAAGUGGAUUUAUUUUCCUAAACAAAGAAAUUAAAAGCAAUUUCUUUUU